Messenger RNA from Cyphellophora attinorum, 1401 nucleotides. RefSeq lists its product as uncharacterized. Bases 1 to 1401 code for a protein of 466 amino acids. The transcript has a single exon. The record is from RefSeq and is a predicted model, not a curated record. NCBI's taxonomy places the organism in Eukaryota, Fungi, Ascomycota, Eurotiomycetes, Chaetothyriales, Cyphellophoraceae.
AUGGUCCUGUUCAUCGAAACAACGGAUGGAAGAGAAUGGCCUUCGUAUGCUCCAAAUGACCUCAUCACUGGAGUUGUGAGGCUUCACACCGAUAAAGAUCUCAGCCCAUGCGAGUCGCUCUACAUCACUCUGCAAGGGCAAGCUCGGGCGUCUCUGACACAGCCAGACGACGGCUUCGUUCGCCAUAAUAUUGCUGGAGACCAAUCGUCUCGGGCUCCUUUGAUCAGAAAGUCUGUCCUUCUGGCCCACAGCACAGAAUUGAAAUCUCCCGGUAAUCACUGCUGGCCUUUCUGCUUCAGGCUUCCCUCACACACCGACAGCAGCAUUGACUACGAUGGUGCUAAUCGCAAUGGUAGCUUCGAAUGCUUGUCCCCUUGGAGGGGGUCUAUCGACGCAGGGUAUCAACCUCUCCCGCCUACAAUGGUCUACUUCGACCACACUGGCUUCAAUUGUGCCGUCGAGUAUACACUUGUUGCGAGACUAAUUCGUCCACCGUUUACACUGCUGUCUUCACACAUUAAUAUGAGCACGACUAAAACUCUCACAAUACACUCAGCACCUGCUUCACCAGGGACUCACAUAAGCGAUGCCAUGCAGACGGUCAGUUGGGAUGCUGUCCUGACCAAAGGCAAUCAGAUAUGGACCAAAAUUCGGCGUCAUAGUUCCUCACAAGGCCACCCAUCUCUUGAGCCCCAGACAGGCCAACUCCGUCUUGAACUCGUCUUCCCUACCAUCAUUCACUUGUGGAAGACCGCACCAAUCCCCAUUGUGUUCAAGGUCAACUCUGCGGACGGCACCCAUCUUGAUCUAGAUCAAUUACUGAUCAAAAAAAUCUCGAUUCACCUCGUUGUCUGCACGAUGGCUCGCGCAGGUCUGCGACAACAGACCCGGACCACUAUGAUACCGCUCUACGAAGACAGCUUCACCAUUCCUUUGACGCACGACAGACCCGAGAAGGAUCACCACGGUGUGACCAGCCCCCAAGAUGGCGCUUCAGCUGAAUCAAUAGCAGGCUGCAAUCUCAACACUGACGCAACGCAGACCGGUACAAUACUACGCCAGGCUCUGCGUAAGCAUGGCAUCGUGCCCGAGUUCUCCACCUACAACAUCUUCCGUGCCUACAGCCUCCAGCUUUCCGUGCGUCUACGUGCGGCCGGCCAGAAGUUCACUUUUCGUCGCAAGGAGGUUCCGAUUUCGAUACCGAUGAAGGCUUCUUUAGAGAAUGCAUUCCAACUGCCGCCUCCAUAUGACGCUCCUAUGGAUGCAGCAUGGGCGGCCGACGGUCCUAGAAACCAGGUAGAUGUAGCAGAUGAGCAGGUUGUCUGCCUCGAGGGGCAGCCCCCGGUCGGCGUGGACCAGCUGCCACCUUACACCCGACGCAGAGGGCCGAUAUCUGCAUGA